UGUGUUAACAUGUUUGCCUGGGUCCUAUAUGUUCCAGUUCACUUUUGGGGGUGUGGUAUUUCUUCCUUAGGAUGCUUCAGUUUAGUAAUUCCAGGUUUGUUCUAGUAAAAGUAUGAAAUACAAUAUACAGGUCACCUAGAACUUCAAUUAUUUUAAUUGGGCUAAUGAUGGUUAAUCAUCUACAUUGUUGGAGCUAUUUCUGUAGCCUACUUGUGCUACUGUCUUCAAUGUCACCCAGUUGUCGUAUACCUGGUUGUUUAGUACAUAAGGUUGUGAUCUGGAGUUGAGUAUUAGUUGUUUACUAAUGGAUCUAUUUUGGGUAGGAUACGGAUUAAAAGGUUGUGAAUUAAAUGAGUUUCUGUUAGGAAGCAUAAUGCUAGUAUUUCAAGUCAGAUAUGGACCAGAAUCGGUUCCCAGAGUUGUCCGCACAUCGUCCAACUGGAUUCAAUUAGCUUGAGGAGAGGCUCCUAAUCUGCUUUAAUUUGACAUUUGUUCCGUUUCAGCCAAUGGAGAUAUAUGUGGAUGAUGAGGCCAAGUUGACCCUGCAUGGUCUCGUAAAGCACUGCAUUAAACUGAGCGAGUUGGAGAAAAACUGCAAGUUGAAUAACCUCCUAGAUGCAUCGGAUUUUAAUCAAGUCGUCAUUUUCGUUAAAAGUGUGAGCAGAGCAGCUGAGCUGAACAAGCUACUCGUGGAGUGUAAUUUCCCAUUUAUCUGCAUCCAUUCUGGAAUGUCCCAGGAGGAAAGCCAAGAAAUCAAGUGCAUGAAGAUUUAAGUACUAGAAAUCAAGUGAUGCUAGCAAUGAUCUGCAGAUUUUCAAUGCUGAGAACUUACAGAGCAACAGUAAAAUCUACUAUAGGUUUGUUUUCACAACCAAAUUUAGGUGGAUGCCUUUUUUUGUUGGUGGAUUGGUGGUGGCCUUUUUCACCAAGUUGGUGUCUACUUUGAGGCUAAAUCAUUUUUUGAGUUUUGCAAUACUGAGUAAUCUGAGAAAACUUG
Magnolia sinica is the source of this 997-nucleotide messenger RNA. Its product is annotated as DEAD-box ATP-dependent RNA helicase 15-like. NCBI's taxonomy places the organism in Eukaryota, Viridiplantae, Streptophyta, Magnoliopsida, Magnoliales, Magnoliaceae. The record is from RefSeq and is a predicted model, not a curated record. Bases 507 to 773 code for a protein of 88 amino acids. The transcript has 3 exons.